Trichobilharzia szidati is the source of this 681-nucleotide messenger RNA. The record is from the annotation of a GenBank genome assembly. Lineage: Eukaryota; Metazoa; Platyhelminthes; Trematoda; Strigeidida; Schistosomatidae.
CAGGAUUCUGGGUAUAAACAGCUUUGUGGAUGUUGCUUUUAUUUUUUGUUGCUUAUUUAGUGACAGUUUGUUAUAACCGUUUCUCAGGCUACAUCCUUAUUGGACGGUGCAAUUAGGCACAUUUUCGAAACUGUUGUACUUUGCUUGUAUUAUCACGCAUUCCUACGGAGUAUAAUGCAGUGUAAACUCUGCUCUCAGCUGGAAUAUCCCCAUCCUUACUGCAAAGUAUACAAGCCAGACUUAACAGAACCAUUUGUGUGUCCACAUUUAAAUAAGCAGUCAGUCAUAUCUGAUCCCAAGACAGGUGCCCGGAAAUCACCUUUCACAAAUCGAUGUACUGCAAAAUUUUCUGAUGUACGCACCAUGAAGGACUUAUUUGAAAAAGGGCUACAGAUUUCACGUUUUCGGCCUUGUUUGGGAAGACGCUACAGUUUUGGCGAAUCCUUCGCGUGGCUGCGAUAUUUAGAAGUUGAUGAUAAAAUACAGGCUUUCGGAUCAGCCCUGGUGAAAGUCGCUGGUCAUAUUCCGUGGGGUGACAAUUGUGUUGGUAUUUAUGGACGCAAUUCACCUGAGUGGUUUAUCACUCAACACGCUUGUGCGGCGUAUGGCUUUCCCACUGUUCCAAUUUAUGCAACUUUAGGCGAUGAAGCAAUGCAACAUAUUCUUAAACAAAGUGAGUAG